UGACCCCAUUGGUCUUUAAUCUUUAUCUGUGGUCUGGUUAUUCACAAGCUCUCUGGAGAAAUGAGCCAGAUCCCACUCGGAUCCAAACCCAAAUCGAGGACAUGGUUAUGCCUUUGGAAGCUACAGGCUGGCUAUAGGUGGAUCUCUCUCUAGUUCCUGCUCUCCUCAGCCAGAGACAACUGAACUGACAUCCUCACAAUAUAAAAGGGAGAAAUACUCCUGGCUUUCCUCCCUGUUGACAGAUGCUGGAGUGCAUAUAGGCGAUGCACUCCUAUUAAUGACCCACAUCAAGGGUGGCUUUUCUGCUGUAGCAACUCCAGAGACCUAAGAGAGUAUGCAGAUGAGGUAGGAGGUGGGAUACCCGAUACAUCCAUGAUGCUUGGUAAUGCCCAAGUUCAAGCAAGACUGGGAAGGGCUGGAAAAUUAAGAGUUUCCUGUUGUAUUUAAUGUAUUUUGUUGUUCUUUCCUCCUCUGUUUUCCACCUGUGAAGUGAGUGAGUGCAAGCUGGGAGAGCAGGGCUCUGUUUCUUGCCCUUCCCAGUUUUUUUCUGUGGCCUGAAGGGAGACUUAAAGCAUUUCUAAGUGUCUAAGUGAUCCCAUCAAGUGCUCUCAUCAUUGCUGAUGCUCACAGCCUUGGGAUUUACAAUCCUGGUAGAAUUAGCAUACAACCUAACACUCCAGUACAAUGACUUCGGUAGUUCAGCUUGAAUUCAGGCUCACUGCUACAGACUCCAGCAGGGACCCAUUGCCUGAGCUGCAGUGGGGUCCCUGCCUGUACAGCCCAUAGACUUGCUUCAGAGUGGGGCUGAAAUGCUGGCAAAGAAGAGAAAAAUCGGGAAGUUUUAGCUCAAAUAUAAGCUAUAAUCUACAAUCCAACUAGGAGCAUUUUUACAGCACAGAGAACCAUCCUAUGGAGUGCAGCACACACACACCAGCCUAAAGUGACCAUAGAUGAGGCCUCUCGUGCUCUGAGUUAUUGGUUUCACUCCCAGCAUUAGGAGCUCUUUAGCUGCAGAGGUUUGGAUUGUUUCGGACACACAAACUGAAUCAACAGAAGUUAUGUGGUACCAAACCCGACCUUGCUGCCAGGGUUUAGAGGCAGCACAGCCCUCCCCUGGUUACUCAGUCCUGCCCCUGCCUGUCCCUGAUGCUCAGCCCCAGCUGAGCUCACUCAUCCUGUUCUGCAUGUUCUGUAUCACAUCUCCCUGUGCAUCCCACACCACUCCCCAGCUCCAGACCUAAGCAGUCCCAAACUGACCAGCUCCUGCCUCAGUUUCCCCUCCUCACAGCACAGGAUAACACAAGGGUGAUCACCCCAUUCCCACCCUCCUUGCUCCGGAUCGGUGCAAAUUUUGGGACUGCAGGACGCUUUUUAAGCCAGCAAAAGGACAAACGCACACAUCUCCUUCCCUUGCUUGAUUCAGCUUUAUUGUCCACUUUAUUCUCCUUCAUCAAAGAGAAGGACAUCCACCCAGAUUAAAGCCGGCGGACUCUUCGGGAUGCUCACAACCGGGAGGGCUGACACGCUCAGGACGUGCCUUUACUUCUCCUCCUUAACUUCUCCCACCCCGUUUCCCCCUUCCCUGCCCCGGGGCACGCAGCUCUGCCUGGGGGGCAGGGAAGUGGGGCACAGCGGACGCCGAUGGGGAGCGGGGAGCCCUGCCCCGGCCGGGGCGGGGAGGGGAAGGUAAAAGCCUCCCGAUGCGCGCUGGUACCGCCUCCUGCCCGGGCAGCGCUGGAGCCGGAGCGGGGCAGCGGUAACCGGGGGAUGGUUUCCAUCGCUCUCGAGGUGAGCUGCAGCUUUGUUGCCUGGCUGUUUCUCUAUGCCUGCUGCUGCUACUGGAACAGGGGCCGUUCCUACGAGUGGAGCUGUCGCUUGGUCACCCUGCUGCAUGGGGUGAUUGUCACCUGCCUCUCUGGUUAUGCUGUGCUCUUGGAUGGCCCCUGGCCUCUGACCCAUGCAGGUUCACCAAACACAGCUCUUCAGAUCCAUGUGCUGUCCCUGACCUUGGGUUACUUUAUCUUUGACCUGGGCUGGUGCCUGUAUUUCCAGACAGAGGGGGACCUCAUGCUGCUCCACCACAUGCUGAGCAUCUGUGGCAUGAUCAUGGUGCUGGGGCUCGGCAAGUCUGCUACAGAAGUCAAUGCUGUUGUGUUUGUGAGCGAGAUCACCAACCCUCUGCUCCAGACCCGCUGGUUCCUGCGGGAAAUGGGCUGUUACCACACUGUCCUGGGAGACAUUGUGGAUUUCUUCUUUGUCUCCCUCUUCCUGGUGCUUCGAAUUGGAGGAGGUGCUUUGAUCAUGUAUGCGAUGGUGACAUCCCCUGAUCCCAGCUGGCUGCUCAAGGCCGGAGGCUUGGCCAUGUACCUUGUGUCUUUGGGCUUCAUGGUUGAAAUCUGCCGCUUUGUCAGGAGGAAACUGAUGAAGAAGAACAUUUCCUGGGCAAGGCGGAGGAGUGUGAAUGCACCUGUGAAAACUAACGGGCACCUGAGGGCUCAUUAAUGGGUUGUGGAUAAUCCCCUGGGAUAGGGUUCUGCUUACCGAAGCUUAUUCCUAUGGAAAGAACUCCUAAACGUGAUGUGGAAUUGACUUUGUGGCACUGGCUAUGCCCGGAGGAGAUGAACCAGCACUAGGAACAUGGGGAAGCUGACAGAAGAGGGGUUUGAGUGCACAUGUGCAGAGUGUGGCACAGCUACUGAAUUCUGAUCCCCUGACUUCUCCGGUAAUGGUGCAGUCUCAAGGAGAGAGGCAAUACCUGACCUAUUCCUUCUGCCACCGACAGUCGCACAGCCUGUAUGUCCUGUAAGCAUUCUGGAGAUAGAAUUGGUUUGCAGUGUACAGCCAGAAAACCCCAUCUCCCUGCCAGUGGGACCAGGUAGGGGUUUGACUUAGGAAGGAUUUAUCGAGCCUCAUUCUCCCUGGAGCUGGCCAACACACUUGCCUAAGUACUUGGAUGAAAGCCUCUGAACAAGACUCAAGUGCUUGCCCUUUGCCUGUGUGGAGUGAUGGUACUUGAGGUGAGGUAAUGUUUUACCUCAUUGCUUUUAAUGAGACAUUUCUUCCUUUUUGAAUACUUGUGUUCAAGCAGAUACUGAUCUGAGAGCACUGUGACUUCACUGGGAUUGACUCAAGCUCUUGCAAACAAGAGUCGAGAAUUAGACUAGUGCCAAUAAAUUCCAUAAGCAGGUAUUCACCUAGUCCUGGAUUGCUUCAAAGAAACCAAACAGGCAUUUUGUGGGUGAGAGAGAGAGGAGAGCCCUCUCUGGAUGCUCCUUCUGUUCUGGGUUGGCUCAGCUACAAGCCACGUAAGCUGAAUGUGCAGCUAACAAGUGCAGUAAGUGACUAUAUUUCCAGGGCUGACAGUAAUGUUUAGGCAGAUCUCAAUGCAACAUCUGUUCCAUACCAGCAGGUCUUGGAGUAUGGACCAGUUCUCUUGUUUUACCUCUCAGAAUGCUGUUCUGACAUUUCCCCUGGGGUUUUAAUGUGAAUUUCCCUCUGUUUAAGGCUGCAGUUCAGAUUUACUCUCCCAUAAAAGCCUCGCUUACAGCUGAGAAACAAAUGGCUUUGUGUUGCCCUCAGGCUUAGGAAGGCUGCUUGCCUUUCCUUCCUCAUUUCAAAGGCCUUGUUUAGAGGAGCCCCUCAAACAGCCCGUGUGGCUUUUGCUCAAGCUAGGUGCACCCUGCUGCAGAGGGGAAGGAAGGGAGCAAUGGGAAUACAGCUGCUAUGGGGACACAGCCUUACUAGCUCCUCCAUGCCUCUUAUCUCGCCAGCUUUGGCACUGCUCAGGGCAGAUAUCUGCCUUGGCUGGGGGUUAGGAUAAGGUGUGUGGAGAGAUUAAGAAAUGCCAUGAAAUAACCUUUGCCAUGCCCUCUGAAUGCACUGCAGCUGUGAAAGCAGGGAAGUGAGCAGGCCCUUGCCUUGCUCUGGGGGCCUGCAUUUGUGAGGUGUGAACUCUUGCCAGAGCCUCUGUGCUCUUCCAAACACUCCUCUCGAGUGAUGAGACUUCCAAUAAAGUUGUGCUCUCUUGUUCAAAAGAAA
Melopsittacus undulatus (budgerigar) is the source of this 4038-nucleotide messenger RNA. Its product is annotated as TLC domain-containing protein 5-like. Gene Ontology annotation, cellular component: membrane. NCBI's taxonomy places the organism in Eukaryota, Metazoa, Chordata, Aves, Psittaciformes, Psittaculidae. The record is from RefSeq and is a predicted model, not a curated record. The coding region runs from base 1642 to 2502 and encodes 286 amino acids. The transcript has 3 exons.